Messenger RNA from Lagenorhynchus albirostris (white-beaked dolphin), 1089 nucleotides. It is a transcript of the gene ATP8B3, whose product is annotated as ATPase phospholipid transporting 8B3. Lineage: Eukaryota; Metazoa; Chordata; Mammalia; Artiodactyla; Delphinidae. The record is from RefSeq and is a predicted model, not a curated record.
AUGGCCGGAGGGAAGGGGGAGGCGGAUGGGGCUGGGUGGGAACCCGGGCCCUCCUGGACGGCGCCCCCAUGCCGGCUGCCGGCUCUCGUCCCAGAGGAACGUCAUCCACAGGCCAAGUACAAUGUCUUCUCCUUCCUGCCCUUGAACCUGUACCAGCAGUUCCACUGCAUGUCCAGCCUCUACUUCCUUCUCAUCAUCAUCCUCCAGGCGGGGCGGGUGGGGCAGCCCCAGGGGGGUUGGCGGGGGUGCCAGUGGCACCAGGAAGCCAGCAUCCUGCUGCAGAACCGUGCCCACGCCCUGCACCCGCUGUACGAGGAGAUGGAGCAGAACCUCCAGAAGGAGGAGGAGAGCAUCACCGUGGAGCCCAUACCCCAUGUCCUCCGGGAGGCACGGACCCGGCACUCCAGCUAUGCCUUCUCCCACCGGGAGGGCUAUGCGGACCUCAUCACACAGGGCACAAUUCUGUGGAGGUCACCAGGGGUCAACAGCGACACGCUGGUUGGUCACACGAGGCCACCUGAUGAGCUGCCCUCAAGCAUGGAGGAGUCCUCCUGGUACCCCAGGAAGAUGUCGUUCCUGGGGAGGAACAGGCGCCAGCACCAGGGGCAGGUGUCCUCUGAGGAUGUUCAGCCUGCCUCUGAGGAACCGUGGCCAUAUACUCCCCAGAGUCUGCCACCAACCAAGGAGACACCACUAUCAGCGGAGGAGAGCCAGAUGACUUCUUCUGAGAGCCAGAUGCUGCCUUCAAGCCAGCUGUCUUUGAAGAGCCAGUCAGCACACUUGCAGGAGAAGACAUUCCUCUGGAAGAUCCGGAAACUGUCCUGGAAGAACUGGCCAUACACCUGGCAAAAGGAGCCGGGCCCUCCCAAGGAGGGGAUGGUGCCAGUUUCCAACUCGAACCUCACUGCUCUGAUGGAAACUCCACCACCAACUGCGAGAGGAUCAUCCACCAGCGAGCAGCCGAUGGCGGUGGAGCCCUCCCCUGUGCAGAAGCAGCCGUCGCCCAUGGAGUGGCUGCCAGGGCCCAGCGAGGGUCAAACCCCGCCUGAUCCGGCAGGGCUGCCGCCCUCACCUGAGGAACAGCAGUGA